Molecule: messenger RNA, 1185 nt
Organism: Oldenlandia corymbosa var. corymbosa
Lineage: Eukaryota; Viridiplantae; Streptophyta; Magnoliopsida; Gentianales; Rubiaceae
Source: the annotation of a GenBank genome assembly
AUGAUCAGGAGUAUGAGCAAGCUAGCUCCAUUGUCAGAGGAGCCCAUUAUAAAUGAGGAUGAUUCUUCUUCUUCAAAGAACAGCUCCAUUAGUAAAGUUCAAUCAUGGAAGAAAUGGCUCCGAACCCAUUUCUCAUUUCAGCUCUUCUUCAACAAGAAAUCUGAUCAGCUAAGGAUCCUUUUGAGCGUUCUUGGUUGCCCUCUUUUCCCUCUGUCUCUUCAUCCCUCUUCUCCCACCUCUCAAGUAUCAUCCUCAGCUCAAUACAUUAUACAACAUUUUACAGCUGCAACUGGAUGUAGAAAGCUAGAAGGCCUAGUGAAGAACAUUUAUGCCACCGGAAAAGUGGCGAUGGCGGUAGUUGACCAUGAUCAAUUGGGCUUAGGAGGAGGAGGAGGAGGAGCCGCCACGGGAUUGGUUGCUUCGUUAUUAAUUUCAAAUAGUAACAGCAAUCAUAACGCUAAUCUACAAAAGGGUUGUUUCGUAAUGUGGCAAAUGAUGCCUAACAAAUGGCUGAUUGAGCUAGCUGUGGGUGGUCACAAAGUGGUGGCCGGUAGUGAUGGCAAUCUUGCUUGGCGCCAUACUCCUUGGCUAGGUGUUCAUGCUGCUAAAGGCGGUUGCCGCCCUCUUCGCCGGUCUUUUCAGGGAUUGGACCCAAUGGCUAUAGCAACCAUAUUUUCUCAAGCAGAGUACAUGGGAGAAAAACAAAUUUUUGAAGUGGAUUGCUUUGUUCUAAAACUAUCUGCGAAUCACGCCGACUUAGCUGAACGCAGUGACAACACAGCUGAAAUGAUAAAACAUUCAAUCUUCGGUUACUUUAGCCAAAAAAGUGGAUUACUUCUAUAUUUAGAAGACUCUUAUUUGACCCGGAUACAAUCGCCUGGAUCGCUCCCGACCUACUGGGAAACCACAAUGGCCACAAAGAUGGAAGAUUAUCGAUGUGUCGAGGGCGUGAAAGUUGCUCAUUCGGGGCAAUCGACUGUGAUUAUAACAAGGUUCGGAGAUAAUCUGAAGCUUGGACCUGCAUUUACUAGGAUGGAAGAAGUCUGGAGCAUUGAUGACAUUGCUUUCAAUGUUCCGGGUCUUUCCAUGGAUUGCUUCAUCUCUCCCAAGGAAUUGCAGAGGGACUAUCCAGAUGAAGACUUGGAAUGGAGGUCACCAUUGCAUCAUGAUGGAUUGAUUGAUUGA